Caenorhabditis sp. 36 PRJEB53466 is the source of this 4346-nucleotide messenger RNA. The record is from the annotation of a GenBank genome assembly. Lineage: Eukaryota; Metazoa; Nematoda; Chromadorea; Rhabditida; Rhabditidae.
AUGAAUAGCCCGGAAGAAAGCGCAGUUCGAGAUGUAAGCAAAUCAAAGAGUGCCUAAUUAAUUCACGAAUUCCUCAUUUCAGCUCGGACAAUUCACGAUGGGUGUUCUGAAUGGACUGCUCGACAUGCACAGCACCGCCGCAUCAUUCAUAAACUAUUCGUUUCCAAUGCGAACGGUCAAAGCUGUCGUGCGACGUGGAUCCGAGAAUGCAGAGCUGAUCAAUCAGAUUGCCGACAGUCUCAAUCAUUUGGUGAUCUAUUUGAACGAAGAAAUUGUUGAGUACGCAAAGAAAGCGUCUCCCGUGGGAAUGGAGAGCCGCUAUUUCACCGAAUUGCUGAAGCGCAUUCAUCUGCUCUACGAGGUGUGGCUGGCGAUGGAAGUGCACAAAGAUUACCAGGACUACGAACUGACAAAGCACGUGGAUGCGAGCAGAGAGGCCGUCAAGCUGGCCUACGAAAUCAGCAAAAGUAAGCUUCCGUCCAGCAUGCUUUGUCCUCUCUUUCGAGCUCUUCAGCCUGUUCUAUCCACACGCAUUUUCUCCUUUCAGAUUACGAUCGUUGGAAGGAGCUCAAUCCGAAACUGCGCGAGUUUUUUCUAGAUGAGAAGGAAGAUGUGAAGUCGGCGGUUGAAGAUGUGGAGCCGACUCUGUUCGCGAGAGAUGACGGCGUCGUCACUUCGCUCGCACACGAGCAAGCACAGUCGGACGAGGACGGCAAGAAGAAGCAGUUCGUGAUGAAAACGGAGAAGGUAGAGACCCCUAAAAAGAAAAAGAAGCGGAAUAAGAAGAAUAAACCGCAGCACCAAUAGAGUCGAAUCGUUCUUGUACCAUGGCGAGUUGUUCCCGUUUGAACUUGUGCCAACUUUUGUGAUUUCAUGCCCCGUUUCUGUCUUACCCUCUUCAUCUUCAUCCCACUAUUUUGGGUAUUUAUUUACAUGCUCGGUAUCAAAAUAAACGUUUUUCAGCUUUCAAAAAUUGUGUGUAUGCAUUGAAAGAAAGACAAUCUGGAUAUUUCCAGGUGCUCAACAAUUACCGAGCCAAAAAUCCGGACUACAAAACAAUGCGAGAACUGAUUAAUGCGACCGCGAACUUCCGAUUGGACGGAAUUCAUUCGGAGAAUCUCAUCAACGAGUGGGUCUCCCGCUUCCCGCUCAUCUUCAACCAUUUUACAGAAUCAUCGCCGUCUGGGAUAUGGCAAUCGAGCACCAGAUGGAGAACUCUGAGGAGAAGCACACGUUCACCGCUCUCCUCAAAAAAGUGUUUUUGCUUUUCACGGAGAAACAGAGGAACGAUCUGGCCGCCAAACUCUACGAUAAAUACAAAGAGGAAUCUGACGACGUGCUCCCGAAUCUCGAGAACUUUAUCGAAAACUUCAGUGCGGGACUCACGGGGGCAUUGAACAGUCUGCCACUUGACUCGACCACUCUCAGCAACAACACAAUUGCAUUCGAUAAGGUCAAGGAUCGGGUGAGCGAUAGGCAAAACGGGUCCGAUCGAAUGCGUUCUUUUUCAGCUCAUUUGGUAUCUGUUCGUGUCGCCCGUGAACACUCUUCACCAAUUGCUGCUGAUCUGCAUCGACAACAAAGGAUACGUUCCCCUCAUCAUUCGGAUCUGUCGGUCCCUCCCCACUCUGUUCGAUCGCUCCGUUCACAUCACUCCGAACGCCUACGAGGAUGUGAAAAAGGAGAGAGUGCUGAUCACCCUCCUGCACAGAAUAUUCGUGAUCGGAAGAACCACGUGGACGAAUGCUGCCCAAUGGGAGAACGCCGCCUUCAUGACGAUGUCGUUCGGAAAGUGUCGCAAACGAAAGGACGGUCAGCCGGAAACAGCAGAAGACAAAGCACUGAUCGAUUCGCAUUCGCUUAUCGAAUUCGCGCUGACCGAGUUGCCCCGGAAUCAGAGAAAACCGCAAAAGGCUGUGGAAAUGUUCACCCGGAUGCUUCAACGUCUUCUCGCGAACAACAACAACGCCCGGAUGCUCGCCACCUAUCGAUUCGGAAAUUCAUUCCAGGAAACUGGCGACGCCGUGCUUCCUACUCCGAUAAUCAUUCAAUUGAUGUACGAGCUUCUGAUUGAAUACGAGGGAACAUCGGCGGAAAUAAGCGAUGCGGUGAGAGAGAUCCUCAAGUCGAUCGGCGGACGAAUGGAAGCCGACGGAGUUGUGUUCGAUUCGGACACGUGUGCAUAUCUAACAGAAGAGAGCUUCAACGGCGCGCCCUGGUGGAUAAAGUACUCUAUCAACUCGUGGUUCUCUUUCUCCCUCCAGAAACCGAAAAGACAGGUUCCAUCCGGAGUUUAUCAGACACUUUCGGAGGCGAACAAGGAUCUCUUCGAACAGAUAAAAGCCGAGGAGACGGCUUCUGUGUCCGAGUGUUAUCUCCGAUCCCUCUUCGAAUUGGGACUCUUCGAUGUGGAACUGGCUAUUGAUCUCUUGCAUUACGGCCACCAUGCCAAGUUCGGAGGAUCGGAUGCAGUCGAGAAAAUAGCUCUGGCAUUCGUGGAUAGCUACGGAAAAAGGUUGGCGAAGAGAAAUGGAGGAGUAGAAAUCGGCAAGCUCGUCAAGGCGAUGCUCAAGACAUUCGAUCCGAUCCGAGAGCUCGUUCCACUCAAAGCCUACAGCAACUACUACUUCGACAGCGUCAGCAAGAUCGAGCACAUCAUUGUUCUGUUCAUGGCUGCCAGAAUUGCACGAGAGAAGGAGUUGAGUGCGAAGAGAGUGGGAACGAGCGAAGAAGUGCAGAUCACAUAUGACGAGAGACUGACUGCGAUUCAAGUGGCCGAACACCUCAUGGACAUUUUCUGCGAGACGGCGAAAGCGCACGUCGAGGGGGAAGCGAGUGAAGUGGCCAAGCUGAGAGAGCACGCAAACAGCGUCAUCUUCACGCCGGGAGUGACCGAAGAGAAGUGGAAGCUGAUGACGGAGAGAGACGAGAGAGAACAGUCUCUCGUGAUGCAAGUCACGAUGCUCUACCUGAACUGCUCGCACUUCUGUCGUCUCUAUCAGAAUCCGCCGAUCAAACUGCAACAACUGAUGAAUGUGACUCUCGACAAACAGUUCGAUUCGCAGAAGUUGGUGGCCAAGAUGGUGAUGGACGAAGCACUGACUGAUCAAAGAAAGGUGAGGGAAUCGAGUGAAUGCACUCGUGAGAUGACCUAUUUGCAGGGCGAGGUUGUGUAUGCUAUCGUAGAUCCGCCAGCCGAGCCGAAGAAUCCAGAGAAGGAGGUCGUUCAGCCGGUGAAACAAUCGGAACUGAUGCCCUCGAAACAGCCGCAGCAGUCGAGUCGCCACGAGAUCGAGAGCACUUCGGCAGAGAAUCUGAUGUUCGGACAGAAUGGAGGUGAGUUUCGACGAGUGAAUGCACUUUGGCAUUGCAUGCGAACACACCCCCACAUUGAUUUUGUUAUGUGAUUGGUUUCAUUGCCUGCUAAUUCAGAACACCGCCACGAAAGGCGAGGAAUCCAAUACGGCAACCGGAAUUGGACUGUGCGGCCGAAGCAGUACACGGAGAAUGAAAGGCUCUCGCAGCGGGGACCGAGAUCCGAACGGGAGCGGACUGGUUACCGUCCCAAGUGGACUCCCGUCAACGACACGCAGACGUUCAAUCCUAGAGAUCGGGACGCCGUGUAUUCGAGAACGAAGAAUGCACCGAGCGGAGAUUACGAUCAUUCGUCUCGUGACAAAAGACUAUUCGACCACGAGAAGCUAUAUUUCGACGACAGACGGAGUCCGUUCGACCCAGACGUCCGUAGGCACUCGGAAUCGAGAAGCUACAACACGUGGAACAGCCCCUCUUCUCGUCGUUUCCCUUCCGAAUCGGAAUUUUCACACGAGGACAGCGAGAACAGGUACUCCUCGGUUCGCAUGCGGCAUGCCCCGCUUCACGUAUCUUCACUAAUCCAUUGCUCUCAUCCCCUAACCACUUUAUGUUCCAGACUGCUCGACAAAACUGUUCGAUUUGUGCACGGCUACUCCCAAAGAGACACGAUCUCCUCCUCACGAGCCGGCAGCUCCUCCAGCCCGCCGCCCAAAGCCAAAGAAGUCAAACAGAAAAAAGAGUACGGCGGCGACUUCGGCGGCCGUCGCCACGGACCAACGCGUAAGCCAGCCGACCGAAACUCAUUCUCAAGUGAGCGAUCCGCGCGCAAAUCAUUUGAAUAUCCAAAAUUUUCAGUGGAUCAAGAAGAAGAAGGAAAGAAAAGAGUGAAGGCAGUGCAUUCGGAAGAGAGAAGACCUCGUUCAGGCGCUCGGUCGUGGCGCUUUCCAUUACUACUGAAUCCUUCUUCUGUUCUCCAUUCGCUCAUUGCUCACUUUGAUUCUCUGUUCAUUUUUCUGAUCCGAUUCUAUUAG